CACGCACAUUUCGGUGACUCUGUGCGUGAGAGAGAAACCCCCCUGAACCAGACGCCAUCGCCGGAGACCUUGAUCGUCUUCCGACUUCAGCCGGAAACCCUACCUAGUUCGCCAUGGAUGCCGGGUCGGCUCAGUUCCAACAGCAAGCGCAGGUCGCCGCGAUCAUGGGGACCGACCCGGCGGCGUUCGAAACCCUAAUCUCUCACCUCAUGUCUUCCUCCAACGAGCAGAGAUCGCAGGCCGAGUCCAUCUUCAACCUCCUCAAGCAGAGCGAUCCAAACGCCCUCGUUCUGCGGCUCGCGCACGUCCUCAGCUCGUCCGUCCACGUCGAAGCCCGCGCCAUGGCUGCUAUUCUCCUCCGGAAGCUCCUCACCAGGGACGAUUCGUUUAUCUGGCCGAAUCUAACCCCGUCCACUCAGUCUGGCGUCAAAUCUACGCUCCUAACUUGUGUCCAGAUGGAGGAGGCCAAGACGAUCACCAAGAAGCUUUGCGACACUAUAUCUGAGCUCGCCUCCUCCAUUUUGCCAGAGAAUCAGUGGCCUGAAAUAUUGCCUUUCAUGUUUCAAUGCGUUACCUCAGAUUCUCCCAAGCUGCAGGAGUCUGCUUUCCUGAUCUUCGCUCAGUUGGCGCAGUUCAUUGGCGAGACCCUGGUUCCCUAUAUCAAGGAUUUGCAUUCCGUCUUCCUGCAGACCCUGAAUAAUUCACCACAUUCUGAUGUCAGGAUUGCAGCUUUGAGCGCCGUCAUCAAUUUUAUUCAGUGUUUAACUAGCUCCACCGAAAGGGACCGAUUUCAGGAUCUGUUGCCAUCUAUGAUGAAGACAUUGACCGAGUCUCUGAAUAGUAGUCAGGAGGUAACAGCUCAGGAGGCAUUGGAAUUGCUAAUCGAGUUGGCCGGGACUGAACCAAGAUUCUUGAGGAGGCAGCUUGUGGAUGUUGUAGGAUCAAUGCUCCAGAUAGCCGAGGCUGAGAGUUUGGAGGAAGGGACCAGGCAUCUGGCUAUUGAGUUUGUUAUUACUCUGGCAGAGGCAAGGGAGAGGGCCCCUGGGAUGAUGAGAAAACUGCCCCAGUUCAUUAGCAGAUUGUUUGCAAUAUUAUUGAAAAUGUUGCUUGAUAUUGAAGAUGAGCCUGCGUGGCAUUCGGCAGACGCGGAAGAUGAGGAUGCUGGUGAAACCAGUAAUUACAGUGUUGGGCAGGAGUGCUUAGACCGUUUAGCCAUAGCACUAGGUGGAAAUACCAUUGUACCUGUUGCGUCAGAGCAGCUUCCUGCUUACUUAGCUGCUCCAGAAUGGCAGAAACACCACGCAGCCCUCAUUGCACUCGCCCAGAUUGCCGAAGGCUGCUCAAAGGUGAUGGUUAAGAAUUUGGAACAAAUAGUGACUAUGGUUCUGAGUUCAUUUCAAGAUCCUCAUCCACGGGUUAGAUGGGCCGCCAUUAAUGCAAUAGGUCAGUUGUCUACUGACUUGGGACCAGAUCUGCAAAUGCAGUACCAUAGCCGAGUAUUGCCAGCCCUGUCUACAGCUAUGGAUGACUUCCAGAAUCCACGAGUACAGGCACAUGCAGCUUCAGCUGUCCUUAACUUCAGUGAGAACUGCACACCUGAAAUCUUGACGCCCUACUUGGAUGGAAUUGUUAGCAAACUGCUUGUACUCCUGCAGAAUGGCAAGCAAAUGGUGCAAGAAGGAGCAUUAACUGCAUUGGCAUCUGUUGCUGAUUCAUCACAGGAGUACUUCCAAAAAUACUAUGAUGCUGUAAUGCCCUACUUGAAGACCAUCCUUGUUAAUGCAAAUGACAAAACCAGCCGCAUGCUCCGGGCCAAAGCCAUGGAGUGCAUUAGCUUGGUUGGGAUGGCUGUUGGGAAAGAAAAGUUUAGAGAUGAUGCUAAGCAGGUCAUGGAAGUGCUUAUGUCAUUACAAGGAGCACAAUUGGACAGUGAUGACCCUACUAUUAGCUAUAUGCUCCAAGCAUGGGCUAGACUAUGCAAGUGCCUGGGACAAGAUUUUCUUCCUUAUAUGAGUGUAGUAAUGCCACCAUUGCUUCAGUCUGCUCAGCUUAAACCUGAUGUGACUAUAACCUCGGCUGAUUCAGACAAUGAAAUUGAAGAAUCAGAUGAUGAAAGCAUGGAGACUAUUACUCUUGGGGAUAAAAGAAUAGGGAUAAAAACAAGUGUUCUUGAGGAAAAGGCUACUGCUUGUAAUAUGCUAUGUUGUUAUGCUGAUGAGUUGAAGGAAGGCUUUUACCCAUGGAUUGAUCAGGUUGCUCCAACGUUGGUCCCUCUUCUGAAAUUCUAUUUCCAUGAAGAAGUCAGGAAAGCUGCUGUUUCAGCCAUGCCACAGUUGUUACAUUCGGCAAAGCUAGCCGUUGAAAAGGGACUCGCUCAAGGCCGUAAUGAGACAUAUGUCAAACAAUUGUCCGACUAUAUAAUACCCGCUUUGGUUGAAGCUUUGCAUAAGGAACCUGAUACCGAAAUAUGUGCAAACAUGUUGGAUGCAUUGAAUGAAUGUUUGCAGAUCUCUGGACCUCUCCUAGAUGAAGCUCAGGUUCGAAGCAUUGUGGAUGAAAUUAAACAGGUUAUUACCGCCAGUUCAAGUCGGAAAAGUGAACGUGCAGAGAGAGAAAAAGCUGAAGAUUUUGAUGCAGAAGAAAGCGAAUUGCUAAAAGAGGAAAAUGAGCAGGAAGAAGAAGUUUUUGACCAAGUUGGUGAAAUCAUGGGUACAUUGAUAAAGACAUUCAAGGCUUCUUUCUUGCCGUUCUUUGAUGAACUUUCAUCUUAUCUAAUGCCUAUGUGGGGUAAAGACAAAACUGCUGAAGAGAGACGGAUAGCAAUUUGCAUCUUUGAUGAUGUUGCGGAGCAGUGUCGCGAAGCAGCUUUGAAAUACUAUGAUACAUAUCUUCCUUUCCUUUUAGAAGCCUGUAACGAUGAGGGUCCAGAUGUCAGACAGGCUGCUGUUUAUGGACUUGGUGUGUGUGCAGAAUUUGGUGGUUCAGUUUUCAAACCCCUUGUUGGAGAGUCUCUGUCAAGGCUUAAUGCUGUGAUAAAACAUCCAAAUGCUCUUCAACAAGAGAAUUUGAUGGCGUACGACAAUGCAGUUUCUGCAUUGGGGAAGAUAUGUCAUUUCCAUCGUGGAAGUAUUGACUCAGCUCAGGUUGUGCCAGCAUGGCUGCAUUGCUUGCCCAUAAAAGGCGAUUUGAUCGAAGCAAAAGUUGUACAUGAGCAGCUGUGUUCAAUGGUGGAACGGUCCGACGCUGAGCUAUUGGGUCCCAACAAUCAGUAUCUUCCUAAGAUUGUUUCAGUUUUUGCCGAGGUGUUAUGUGCCGGUAAGGAUCUGGCAACGGAACAAACAGCCAGUAGAAUGGUUAGUCUGUUGAGGCAGCUUCAACAGACACUACCACCGGCAACCCUGGCUUCAACAUGGUCAUCCCUUCAGCCUCAACAACAGAUGGCUCUUCAGUCCAUUCUAUCAUCUUAGUGCCUGCUUCUUAAGUUGGAAAAGAGGAAAACGCUCAAACGCCGUCUUUCUUCUCCACAAUGAUGAUGAAACUUGUGGGCCCCGCUGUUGUUCAUUGAGAGGUGAAAUCAGAUUUAUAUUUGAAUUGUUGAUUCUUUGUGUCGUGAAAUGCCAUUCAUCGUCCACCGUUUGAGCUUGGGAAAAAAAUAUGCAAGCAGAGAUGUAUACAUUUUUUUCUUUUAGUUCUUGUUUCAUUUUGGGGUUUGGAAGUGUAUAUUUGUUGUGUCAAGCCAUUGGUUUUGGGGGGGAUUCUAUUUCAGUUUAGCGAGAUCUAUCGGUUUCCCCCCUUUUGGUGACCGUUUUGUGGUUCAAGGGUUGUCAGGGAGGCAGUUCUUGGCUCAGUUUUGUCCGGGCAUCUUUAAUUUUUUUUUUAAAUAUAAAUUUUUUCAUCCAGAUUGUGACAGAACAAGGAGAUAUAUCAAACUUUUGUUGUUUUGGUUGAUAGAGUUUCAUGUUGCUUAACAUAUUAUCAUUGACCACCCACCUUUCACCACAUUGGUUCACAAUCAUUGACACACACAUACAUCUGUUACUUUUCACAAUACCCAUUGAGGUUGGGGUGAGAAGUAAAGGCAAAAGUUGGAG
Cuscuta campestris is the source of this 4091-nucleotide messenger RNA. The record is from the annotation of a GenBank genome assembly. NCBI's taxonomy places the organism in Eukaryota, Viridiplantae, Streptophyta, Magnoliopsida, Solanales, Convolvulaceae.